UUAGGCCCCACAGAGAAGAGAGAGAGAGUUAGAGUGAGAGAGAGGAGAGAGACAAGGCGAGGAGGAGACGGGCUUCUCGCAGUAAAACAGAAAGAUCAGUUAUAUCCCAUGGCCCUCUCACCAAAAGGCCUGCAGGAUUCAUUAAUAUUAAAAAAAACAGGAGGAGUUGUUGCUUAAAGGCCGAUACCAGGCGAGGGGAGGGGCUGGAAACGUUUUUUCCGGCUAGAUAUACAGCUGCCAGAACCCCUCACCAUGGCUUCGUCCCCGGUGACUGCUCCGCCCGCGGAGAACCCAUCGACCCCGAGUCCCCCUUCACCUCUGGAUGCUGGCGCCCCUCCGCCAAGCACCCCUCCAGGAUUGGACACCCCCCCACCAUCCACCGCCCCACCACCCACAACCCCUCCUCCAGUGGAGUCCACACCCCCUCCAUCACCUCCAAAAUCUCCACCGCCAUCUCCACCACCGCCUCCACCUCCAGAGAGCUCGAAUCCUCCUCAGACCCAACCUGCACCUCCCCCUCCAGAGACUGGAAGACCUCCUCCUGGUAACACUGCAAGUCCGCCGCCACCUCCAAAUGUUCCACCACCACCCCAGAGUCAGAGUCCUCCUUCGGGGUCCUCUGGAUCACUUGCACCCCCACCUCCACCUAAACACUCAUCCAGGACCCCAAGUCCUCCUCCUCAUACACCGAGCUCGCGUUCAAAGUCAAGCCCUCCGCCCCCGUCGGGUAGGUCGGACGAGAGGACAGCGCUGAUUGCCGGGGUCGCUGCGGCGGGGCUACUGGCUUUGGUGAUCCUUGGGUUGGUGGUCCUGUGUUGUAGGAAGAAGAAGAGGAGGCAAGAUGAUUCCAUGCAUUACUAUGUAGGAUCUGUACGUCCACCAAAAGGUGAUUACUAUAGCAGUGGGCCGAAUUGGCACAACCAUGGGUCCGCCCCACCAAACGACCGCAUCGUAAAAAUGGGCCCUGGAGGUGGCCCACCCCUUCCUCCGCCCCCAGGCGGCGGUGGUGGUGGCGGAGGCUGGCUCGCCCCUCCACCUCCCCCCCCUCUCAUGAGCAGCAGCGAUAUGAGCAGCUCCAACUACUCGGGCCCCCGCCAGAGCCCCCUCCCGCCUCCAUCUCCUAACAUGGCGCUCGGUUUCACAAAGAGCACCUUCACAUAUGAGGAAUUGGCAGCAGCAACAAAUGGGUUUUCGCAGUCGAACCUGUUGGGGCAGGGAGGGUUUGGAUAUGUACACAAGGGUGUGUUGCCCAGUGGGAAACAGAUAGCAGUGAAGCAGUUGAAGGCGGGGAGCGGGCAGGGUGAGAGGGAGUUCCAGGCCGAGGUGGAGAUCAUUAGCAGGGUGCACCACAGGCACUUAGUCUCGCUGGUUGGGUACUGUAUUGCCGGUGGGCAAAGGAUGCUGGUGUACGAGUUUGUGGAAAAUAACACGCUCGAGCACCAUCUGCAUGGAAAGGGUCGCCCUACUAUGGAUUUCCCAACAAGGAUGAAGAUUGCAUUGGGAUCAGCCAAGGGGCUGGCCUACCUUCAUGAAGAUUGCCAUCCUCGUAUUAUCCAUCGUGAUAUCAAGACAGCUAACAUUCUCCUUGACUACAAGUUUGAGGCCAUGGUUGCUGAUUUUGGGCUCGCCAAGCUGUCCUCUGAUAACUACACUCAUGUUUCAACACGUGUCAUGGGAACUUUCGGAUACUUGGCUCCAGAGUAUGCAUCAAGUGGGAAAUUGACUGAGAAAUCAGAUGUAUUCUCGUAUGGUGUGAUGGUCCUUGAGCUCAUAACAGGACGUCGACCCGUCGAUGCAGCCCUCAUGGAGGAUAGUUUGGUCGAUUGGGCACGGCCUCUCCUCACACGUGCAUUAGAAGACGGUAACUUUGACGAGCUCGUCGACCCUAACCUAGGUGACAACUACGAUGUUGAUGAGAUGGCACGCCUCAUCGCUUGUGGUGCUGCGACCGUGCGCCACUCUGCUCGCCGCCGCCCCCGAAUGAGUCAGAUUGUGCGUGCCCUAGAAGGUGACAGCUCGUUAGAUGACUUAAAUGACGGGGUGAAGCCGGGCCAUAGCCGCGUGUACGGGUCAUAUGGGAGCUCAGAUACUGAAUCCGGAUCAUACACCUCAGAUGUGAAAAGAUUUCGAAAGGUCGCUUUGGCAAGUCAAGAAUUUGGAAGCAGUGAGUAUAGUGGGCCCACCAGUGAGUAUGGCCUCCACCCUUCAUCCUCAAGCAGUGAGGGCCCACAUUCUAGAGAGAUGCAGCCCACUAGGCCCAUUAGAAAAAUCCCAUGAAUUUCUCUCUCUAAAACUCACUGAUCAUCUCUCUUCUGUGAUAUAAAGCUCAAUAAUGGUUUGUUGUUGUUAUAGGGUUAUUGAGGGUAAAGUGUGAUUAGGGGUUUGUUGAUGGAGGCCAUUGUUCUUUGGUUUCUCUCCCUUAUUGCUUUUGUUGGUUGGGUUUCUCUCUCUUACAUUUUGUUGUGUGAAGUGGUUGGUAGACCUUGGGGUCUAUGUUGGUGGUGUGCAUCUAUCUACCAAGAAAAGACAUGGAUCCUCGUAAUUGGUGGGGCAAUAUAUUCUUUUGUUCUUAUGGACUUAAAAGGGUGGAAUACAUUCACUUUGUCCCC
This is a messenger RNA of Amborella trichopoda, 2609 nucleotides long. It is a transcript of the gene PERK5, whose product is annotated as Protein kinase superfamily protein. Lineage: Eukaryota; Viridiplantae; Streptophyta; Magnoliopsida; Amborellales; Amborellaceae. The record is from RefSeq and is a predicted model, not a curated record. Gene Ontology annotation, biological process: protein phosphorylation. Gene Ontology annotation, molecular function: ATP binding; protein kinase activity.